Molecule: messenger RNA, 796 nt
Organism: Mya arenaria
Lineage: Eukaryota; Metazoa; Mollusca; Bivalvia; Myida; Myidae
Product: neuronal acetylcholine receptor subunit beta-4-like
Exons: 4
Coding region: 110-781 (223 amino acids)
Biological process (GO): signal transduction; chemical synaptic transmission; regulation of membrane potential
Cellular component (GO): neuron projection; membrane; synapse
Molecular function (GO): transmembrane signaling receptor activity; extracellular ligand-gated monoatomic ion channel activity; neurotransmitter receptor activity
Source: RefSeq, a predicted model, not a curated record
UCUUUAUGGUGGAAAUAAAUUAUACAUCGAACCGAACUUAGCGCCCUCGGACGUCCACUUCUCCGAGACUUGGGUGACUUGAAACAACGAAACUGGUCUGUCGGAAGUCAUGAUGCUCGGUAUUCUCGUGCAUGUGGUAGUGCACGUAUCGUUGGUGACUUGCGCGAUGCUGGCGGACGUACAGAGGUUGCUGGACGACUUGUUCGCGCCGAAUGUAUACAACAAGGAGAUUCGCGGCGCCCUCGACCAGUCACAGCCAACCCUGGUCAGUGUGGACCUGGGACCAAAGAGCAUCAAGAGCCUACGUGAGGUUGAGGAGACUCUGGAGAUGGUUAGUGUUGUCAUCCUGACCUGGACUGACCAGCGGCUCGCUUGGGACCCCGCCCACUACAACGACACGCGUGUGGUGUUCCGUCCGGCGACGAGCGUGUGGCGUCCGGAUGUGGUACUAGAAAACCCGGCAACAAGGGGCAUGUUUUAUCAGGACAUAGACAGGGCCUACACCAUACAUACUUACAACGGACAAGUCUCUAUAGCGCUAGGAGACCUCAUAUCGACCAAUUGUCCGUUAGUUAUGACGUCAUAUCCGUGGGACGAGCACUGGUGUGCGGUCACAUUGAUUGUCAUGGGCUACACAGCGGACCAUGUGAGGCUGGUUUCCGUGCAGAAGGGAGAAAUGGCCAUCCUGCCUGGCUAUGAGCCUAGUUCCUCAUGGAGUUUAAUAGGCAUGCGUGCACUUGACAAAUCUUUCGGAACUAAAUCCUUAUUUCAUUUGAGCUAAGAUUGCGAAGACAAC